CCCUCGUCAAAGAUUCUAUUUGUUGUUGUGACUGAAGAUGGCCGUAUUAUCCUAUGCCUCCUGCCUUCUCUUGCUUCUCCUUGUCGUCGUCUCAGGGAUUAAAACGCAGGGUGAGAACAAUGAAACUGACAUGACUCCACUUCAGAAGCACGUAUCGUUCUUUGAUAGGAACAAAGAUGGGGUCAUCUAUCCAAAAGAGACCUACGAAGGAUUUCGUGCAAUUGGGUUCGGCGUUGCCUUGUCUUCCGUAUCCUCCGUCCUAAUUCAUGGCUUCCUCAGUCCCAAAACCAAUAAUGGAACAAUUCCAGCAAUCCUUCUCCCUAUUCUUGUAGCUAAUAUUCAGAAAGGCAAACACGGAAGCGACACUGGUGCCUACGACACUGAGGGAAGGUUUGUCCCUGAAAAAUUUGUGGAGAUUUUUCAGAAGCAUGCACACACUAAUCCUAAUGCAUUGACAUCUGACGAGUUGAAAGAGAUGCUUAAGGCGAAUCAACAACCUAAUAACACCCAAGGAUGGGUUGCUAGUCGGACAGAGUGGGAAAUUUUAUUCUCUCUCGCUAAGGAUAAAGAUGGAAUGCUUCAAAAGGACACUGUAAGACUUGUCUAUGAUGGAAGCCUGUUUUAUAAAUUGGAGGCAGAGCGAAAGGCUCUCAAAUGAAAGCGUAAAUGUGAGAGUUGAAGAGCGAAUUUUAUUCAAGUCAGUGAACUUCUUGCGUGAGAUGCUGUUCUAGAACAUUGCAUACAUAUGCAAAUAAAUUGUUUGUAAUGCUUACAGUUGCAUAAUUCAAAUUCUCUCUCUC
Molecule: messenger RNA, 800 nt
Organism: Phoenix dactylifera (date palm)
Lineage: Eukaryota; Viridiplantae; Streptophyta; Magnoliopsida; Arecales; Arecaceae
Product: putative peroxygenase 4
Molecular function (GO): monooxygenase activity; calcium ion binding
Source: RefSeq, a predicted model, not a curated record